This is a messenger RNA of Stereum hirsutum FP-91666 SS1, 495 nucleotides long. RefSeq lists its product as uncharacterized. NCBI's taxonomy places the organism in Eukaryota, Fungi, Basidiomycota, Agaricomycetes, Russulales, Stereaceae. The record is from RefSeq and is a predicted model, not a curated record. The transcript has a single exon. The coding region runs from base 28 to 216 and encodes 62 amino acids.
CCCGACGACCACAACCACAAUACGAACAUGAAACCUGUCCGACAUCGAUUCACUGAACGUUCGGACUCGAAUAGAGAAACAUUCAACCAAGCGACGAAGAAUAAGAAGAGCACCCAGGCUCGAAAAGCCAACGCGUUCAAAGCCCCUGUAUGUGGAUCGAGAAUGAGAAAGAAACUGACAUGUGCGCACGUAGUACGUAGGACUGAACAACAAUGAAAGGGUGCAUAGAUCGUAACAUCGAACGUACGAACUCUGAGCAUACUCAGAGGAAAGAAGACGAAAACAAAACGCAUCCAUAGAAAAAGAGCGUCGCACGUGUGCUGCAUAAAGUGAACAAUUGCAAACAAACAAAAGUUCAAAGAAGAAGAAAAAGAUCCUACGAAUUAGAAUGGAUGAAAUAAUAAUGAUAGUGCGUGAUUCGAACGCUGGAAGAAGGGAGUAAGUGGUAGUAACUAUGACAUUCGCUGGCGGGGGCAUCGAGCGGAAGGUGUGUAU